Molecule: messenger RNA, 4048 nt
Organism: Taeniopygia guttata (zebra finch)
Lineage: Eukaryota; Metazoa; Chordata; Aves; Passeriformes; Estrildidae
Gene: HACD4
Product: 3-hydroxyacyl-CoA dehydratase 4
Biological process (GO): sphingolipid biosynthetic process; very long-chain fatty acid biosynthetic process; fatty acid elongation
Cellular component (GO): endoplasmic reticulum membrane
Molecular function (GO): 3-hydroxyacyl-CoA dehydratase activity
Source: RefSeq, a predicted model, not a curated record
UAGAUUAGGCUAGGUUAGGUUAGGCUAAAGUAGGCUAGGUUGUGCUAGGCUGGGCUGAGCUGGGCUGGGCUGACUGAGGAUAAGGGCAAAUACAGUGGAAGUAUUUGGGUAUAAAAACUUCUUUCUCGGGAAGUGCAGUGCUGUUCCUGCUUAGUACUACAUACGGUGACGUCGUGGGGUGGGGUAAGAGGAAAGAGGAGGGGUGAUCUCCUAACAAACAGCUGUUGCAGCUGCAGAAAGGAAAAAGGAGAAAGCUCUGGAGCAGCAGCAGCAAUCCGACCCCUGCAACAGCUUUACCAUGAACAUGUACCUGUUUGUGUAUGACUUAAUGCAAUUCUGUGGACAUUCUUGGAUAUUUACAAAUAUGAUCAUCAGGUUCAUGACAUUUGGAAAAGAUUCACUGGCUGACACAUUUCACUCCAUAGGAAUGGUGAUGCGCCUUUGCCAGUUGCUAUCUGUCCUGGAGAUCCUACACAUCCUCAUCGGCAUUGACAAAAGCCGUCUCUUCCCCAGGUUUUUGCAGAUCACUGAGAGAAUAAUUAUUUUAUUUGUCGUGAUCAACAGUCAGGAAGAAGUUCAAGGGAAAUAUGUCGUCUGUGUUUUAUUUUUCCUUUGGAAUUUAUUAGAUGUGGUCAGGUACACUUACAAUAUGUUGGCAAGGAUGGGUAUAUACUACCUACCACUAACGUGGCUCAACUUCUCACUGUGCAUCGUGCUUUAUCCCCUUUCAGUUCUAGCUAAAGGAUUUGCAAUUUGUGUAUCACUGCCUUAUUUUGAAUCCUUUGGCACAUACUCCACCAAGCUACCAUUUCCAUUCACCUUCUCAAUCUACUUCCCCUAUGUUCUAAAAAUGUACCUGCUAGUGCUCUUUGCAGGUAAGUAUCUCAUCUUCCAGAAAGCUGGGUCUCAACACAACUGGGAUGCCCUUGCAACAAAAAAUCAAAUCUGUACCGGGCCUUUCACAAACUCUCUCUAACUACAUCUCCUGCAGACCACUGCAGAAAAGUGCAUCACUACCUGUAGUGAAGAUUUCCAGUAUCUUUUAAAUACAAAUAGUUAAAUAUGCAAGAUACACUAUGCAUAUGGUGCAUAAAACCACAAACCUACAGAAGUUUUUUCAGUGAUGCUAGCCUUGCAGCUAUUUAGUGAAACUUGCUUUUUUGUUUAUUUCUUUUAAUCAAUUCCCAUUUGAUCAUAUGCUGGUUCUGUGUAAGUGUUCCUCGCUCAUAACUCCUAGCUGGGAUGAAAAAUUAUAUCUAAAUUAAGACUUGCAUGUAAACAGAUCCCUUCUCCUUGUCAUCUAAACAUUUUGGAAAAAUUUCAACUGAAAAUUUAGUUGCAUCAUACAGAAGUCUUUGUUCUUUCAUUGGCUUUAAUGUGAAUUUGAAGGAUCUCAUCUUUAUGAUGGAGUGUUCUGUUCCUAAGUACAUGCAAGCUUGUACUUAAUAAGGAACUAUGCAAGCUUGUCAGAUGAAGGCUCUUACAGUUCCUUCUAAAUUAAUUGUAGACAGUUUGAAUUCUAGUCCUUUGUUCUUACACUGUUUUAUGUUUUGAUUCAGGUAUGUGCUUUAUCAUCCAGAACCUCUUCUCUGAGAGAAUGGCACACCUAGGGACAGACAACAUCAAAAAUAAAAGAAGCUAAGUUGAUAUUUUGUUUGGAAGGACAAAAUAUAUUCCUAGGAGAUUGCUGCACAUCAUAGUUAAAAACAAACUGGAAAAAGAUUUCUCAAUGCAAAGCUCCUCUUGGCAUGAACAUUAUCUGGCUGUGUAAAAUUUUCAGAAAAGGCAGAUCUCUUGAGUGCACCUCAAAAAUACAGCAGCUUUUGAAAACUUUUGAAUGUUUUGACUUCAAGUGGGCAGAGUUUUUAAAAUUAAUUUUUUUUCUAAUAUAUGUUACAGAAUUCUGAAAAAAAUUGAAAUGUGUUACAACUCACAGCCAGACCCGUAUUUCAGUGUUAAUUCUGAUCUAUAGCUACAGAUAUUCUGUAAUGGUAUUACAGAUAUUCUGUAAUAUCAUUUAAUCUGUAAAAUAACUUUAUACUAGGCCAACAUAUAUGUACCUCACAUAUAAAUGCUAAAUUGGCUGGAACUGGAAUCUCUCAAGGAGCAGAAGUCAGAACCUUUGCAGCAUAGAAACUAACAUGAUGAUUAAUCUAGGCGUUCACUAAGGAUCCUUCACACUCUGGCCCCAUCCUUCAGUUAUCAAAAGACGGUUCCAGAAAAUGCAGCUAAAUCAGAAAGGCAAGUGUUAAGGUAUUCAUCUACUAUAUAUUCAAGGGGAUGUUUAAGUGUCAGAAAUAAACACUUCUAAUAAUGUGUUUGGCAUGUCAGUCUCUUCCCCCACAAUGAUUUUCUUCCAUGCUGAACAGCAGACAGAUAUGUGCAAAAGAAGUGUGAUGUAGUCAGGUCAAAUAAUAUGUUGUUCCUAAAAGGGAACUGAAUGACUGUCAAAAGCCAUGUGCAAAAUUCUAGGCAUUUUACUCAGUUGUAUUGCUCCUUGUACUUCUCUACAAUAAACUGCGAGAAUGCAACUAGAACAUCGGCUUUUCAAAGGUUGGCAAUGAGGAAUAUAUACAGCAACCCACUGGAUUAUACAGGCAAGAAUAGCCAAAUAAUUCCUUAGAGACUGGCAGGAGCUUUUCUGAUGUUUCAUCUGUACUGAUUAUCACCUAUGUUUCAAUUCAAGCAUGUGGGGAAGAAAAGUGAGGCUUUUUUUUUUUUUUUCUAGCUGACUGAAAACUGUGGGAAGGGAUUGUAGGAAUACAAUCUAUUCCUAGAUUGUAGGAAUAUGAGAGAAGGUAAUAUUUAAAGGGAAACUAAAUACUAUUAAAAUAUGAAGAGGCUUUUGCCUGCAUGACUUUUCAAACCAUGCAGCCGAAGAGGUUAUAUACGGAAACAGUGAAGCUAAAUUAUUUUGUUAUGAAAGGUCACCUACUAUAAUUUUUAUUUAUUUAAUACAUGUGGCAGACAAUGCUUGCAGACUCUUUUGACCACCAAGUAUUUGCAGACCAUAAGGAACAAGAUCACGCUUAGAAUAGUAUAGUGUCAACCCUGGAUUAGUUUUUUUCAAACCACUGCAAACAGAAAUUUGGAACUUUGUAGAGAGGCAGGAGUGCUUUCACUCUGGGCUUCUGUCUCACCCAAACUGAUUCAAUUGUGAACAGUGUUAAGAAACAUAUAGAACAGCUGAGUAAGAUGACAGUUUUGAAGACAGCCAGAGUAAAUCCACAUUAAACCACUAUAUAGCUUCCUAAAGUUGAAACAUUAACUUUCCCUUGGAAAUUCAAUCCAACAUGCCAGAAACAGCUGAUUCCAUCCAGUUCCAAAAUUGAGCUACUGCAAGACAAUGCUGUACCAAACAGCAAAGAUGACGGCAUGCCAUUUCUUUGAAAACUUAAGAAAAGGUAAGAAAUGUUAUGCAGCAGCUGUGAGAAAAAUGUCAGAGAAACAGCUCUGUAGACACCAAGGUCAAUGGAGAAGCAGAGGAAGAGCUCCUCUAGGCACUGCAGCAGAUUUCUCUGUGGGUCAUGAAGAAGCCCAUGGUGGACCAGGUUGUCCCUCUGCAACCUAUGGAGAAACACAUCAGACAGGAUAUCCACAUGGCAGCCUGUGGAGAACCCUAGGCUGGAGCAGGUGGCUGUGCCCUGAGGGAAUCUGCAGCCCAUGGAGAGCUCACACAAGCAAAGCAGGAACUGUGGGCCAUUAGGGACCCCCACUGAGGCAGCUUUUUCCUAAUGGACUGAAGAGCUGCAUCUUGUGAGAAGAAACCAUGAAGGACUGUGUCUCAUGGGAGGGACCCCAUGCUGGAGCUGAGCAACAGUGAAAAAACAAACAAGAAGCAGAUAUUAAGGUUUAUUACCUAAGUGCAAUCUUCACACCCACCUUGUACUGCUUGGGGGAGGGAGGAGGUAGAAAAUGCAGGAAUGAAGGAGUAAAGUGAACCUAGGAAGAAGGGAGGUGUAGGGGGGAGUUAGUUUUAGUUUUGCCUUUUUUCUUUCCAUCCUACUCUAUUUUUAAUUGGCAAUAAAUUUUUCUUUGACAAGUUGAA